Messenger RNA from Ostreococcus tauri, 684 nucleotides. RefSeq names its product Ribulose-phosphate binding barrel. The coding region runs from base 1 to 684 and encodes 227 amino acids. Gene Ontology annotation, cellular component: cytosol. The record is from RefSeq and is a predicted model, not a curated record. Gene Ontology annotation, molecular function: metal ion binding; D-ribulose-phosphate 3-epimerase activity. NCBI's taxonomy places the organism in Eukaryota, Viridiplantae, Chlorophyta, Mamiellophyceae, Mamiellales, Bathycoccaceae. The transcript has a single exon. Gene Ontology annotation, biological process: carbohydrate metabolic process; pentose-phosphate shunt, non-oxidative branch; pentose-phosphate shunt.
AUGCCUUCUCGAAACCAACCGGUGAUCUCCCCGAGCUUACUGAGCUGCGAUUUCGCCCGCAUGGCCGAUGAAUCCAAGAAGGUCAUCGCGUGCGGCGCCGAUUGGUUACACUUGGACGUCAUGGAUGGACACUUCGUCCCCAAUCUCACCUUUGGCGCGCCCGUGAUCGCUGCUCUGCGACCGCACGUCCCCGACGCGUACUUCGACGUGCACCUGAUGGUGACGAACCCGGAGGAUUACGUCGAACCGAUGGCGAAGGCUGGGGCGAACAUGUUCACGUAUCACGCGGAGACGACGAAGACGGCGGGGGAGGCGGCGGAGCUGUGUCGAAAGAUUCGAGCGAGCGGAAUGCACGUCGGGGUGGCGAUCAAGCCGGCGACGAAGGCGGAGGUCGUGUUUGGGCUCGUGGAUGAAGGUGCGGUGGACAUGGUGCUGGUGAUGACGGUGGAACCGGGAUUCGGAGGACAAAAGUUCAAUCCAGAGUGCUGCGCCAAGGUAAAGACGCUUCGCGAGCGCUUCCCAGAUUUGAAGAUUCAGGUGGACGGUGGAUUGUCGGCUUCCACGAUUGACGUCGCGGCCGAGGCAGGGGCGAACGUCAUCGUCGCGGGCAGCAGCGUGUUCGGGAGCGCGGAUUGGAAACAGGCAAUCGACGUCCUUCGAGAAGGCGUAUUGAAGCAUCAAUAA